Molecule: messenger RNA, 1332 nt
Organism: Cephus cinctus (wheat stem sawfly)
Lineage: Eukaryota; Metazoa; Arthropoda; Insecta; Hymenoptera; Cephidae
Product: tetra-peptide repeat homeobox protein 1
Exons: 4
Coding region: 125-1084 (319 amino acids)
Source: RefSeq, a predicted model, not a curated record
GGCAAGGCCCGGUUCCUGAUCCGGUCAAAGAUGGGAACACGUUCUGGAUCACUCUUGGGACAAAUAUAAAAGCCAUCAAUUCCGCCAUGAGAUCGAACAGUCCGCAGCUAGUGAGUAGUGAGCAAUGUCGAAGGUCUUGUUACUGUUGGUCCUCGUGUGCUCUUCCGUCUGGGCGGAGGAACCGGAAGACACGAAACAGAGAAAACGAGGUAUUCUCCAGGAUGGCUGGGUUGGAAUUUCGAAUCCGUACUCUUAUGGACAAGGACAGCCGUGGGCAGGAAAUCAGGACCCAUGGAAAGGCAUAAAAGUCACUGGAAAUCUGCACAGUGGUUGGAACGGAUUGAACUAUGGAGUGGAGAGACUUCCUAUUCUCAAACCAGGUGGUGCACACUCCAACCCCUACGCACCUCUAGUUAAUACAUUUCCGGUAUACAUAACGAAACACGUGGUUCUGGAAAAACCUGUACCUGUACCAGAACCCGUAUACGUCAAGCAAAACGUACCUGUUUAUAUAGAAAAGCCGUACCACAUUCCAGUGCCAAAAUUAAUUCCAGUUCCGAUCGAAAAGAUCGUUCACAAGGCGGUGCCUGUGCCAGUGCCAGUUCCUCAGGCGGUUCCUUAUCCGGUAGAACAUGCCAUACCGAUUCCAGUAAAGCAUCCAGUGGCAGUACCAGUGCAACAACCAUAUCCAGUACCCGUGAAACACGCAGUACCGUAUCCUGUGCCAGUGCCUGUACCGUUUCCCGUGCACUCUCCCUUCUCUCACGGUAAUCAGCAAUCGUUCUACAGUCCUCACGGCAUAGGUGGCCAUUAUUACGCACCACAUUAUGGUCCAGGCCAUUUUUAUCCACCGCAUCAUCCACCAACGCCAUUUAAUAACGGAUACGGUCAUGGAUAUCCUCAUGGCUACGGCCAUGGCCAUGAUUUCGGCCACGGGUACGGUCAUGGUUUCGGACAUGAGCAUGCUCAUGGUUUUGGCCAUGAUUACGGUCACGGUUAUGCCCAUGGGUAUGGUCAUGGACAUCAUGAUCACUACGGGUCUGACCAUGGUCAUGAUCAUAAGGAAAAACGUAGUAAAAACUGAUUAUUUUAGUGUAGGUGGGAAAAAUGUGUGGCACGGCCAAUUUUGGAUGAUUCAAAGAGAUUAUUUUUUGAUUGGGCUAUAACGCCACUCUCCACGAAUAUAUGCAAAGUCUAAUUGUAGAGGACUGAUGGACAUUAUUAAAUAGAUAUGUAUAGUUUAAUUUCAGGUAACUGUAUAUGAAACUGUAGUCUUUAAUGAUGAACCGUUGUUGUAAUUCAUAAGUAAAUACAGAUUGUUUUAAAAAGUAA